Hydra vulgaris (swiftwater hydra) is the source of this 1477-nucleotide messenger RNA. NCBI's taxonomy places the organism in Eukaryota, Metazoa, Cnidaria, Hydrozoa, Anthoathecata, Hydridae. The record is from RefSeq and is a predicted model, not a curated record.
UAUUAUUUUUUAUUUAGCUCUUAAUAAAAACAUGUUCUAGUUUAAAGAUUUUAGGAUUGUAGGAUAUUGUUAUCAUCAUGACAUCAGAUAUUAAAGCAAGAAUUUUAGUUUUGGAAGCUGAGCUGGAAAGUCUCAAACUUCAAUUAAAUUCAGAAAAAAGUUCAGUGGAUUCUGAAUUAUGCAAUCAACCAAUAAUUCAUCCAAUAAAAAAAUGUAAUUUAAGCAAUAACGACAUUGAACGUUAUUCAAGACAGAUUAUUCUUCCUGAAGUGUCUGCUCUAGGUCAAGUGCUUAUUAGAAAAUCAAAAGUGCUUAUUGUUGGUGUUGGAGGAUUAGGAUGUCCUGCUGCGCAAUACCUUGUGGGAGCUGGCAUAGGAACAAUAGGUUUAGUUGAUUAUGAUGCUGUUGAGCUAAGCAAUUUACACCGGCAAAUACUUCACCGUGAAACCAAUAUUGGCAUGAGUAAAGUACAGUCUGCUAUAAGUGAACUCAAAAGGCUCAACUCAAGCACUUGUUUUAAUGAACAUAUUGUUUCUUUAUCUGCAACUAAUGCUUUUUCAAUUAUUGAUGAAUAUGACAUCAUACUAGAUUGUACUGAUAAUGUUGCAACAAGAUAUCUUUUGAAUGAUGCUUGUGUAUUAUAUGGUAAACCCUUGAUAUCAGGAAGUGCAUUGAGAUUUGAAGGACAACUAACUGUAUACAAUUUUCAAGGUGGUCCUUGUUACAGAUGUUUGUUUCCUGUACCUCCUCCUGCAGAUGCUGUUGCUAAUUGUUCAGAUAGUGGUGUGUUAGGUGCAGUUACUGGUGUUAUUGGUUCUUUGCAAGCAUUAGAAGCUGUAAAACUUAUAUGUUGCCAAUCAACAUCUUAUAAUGGCAGUAUGCUUUUAUUUGAUGGCUUUCGUGGCAUCUUCCGAAAUAUCAAAUUACGAGGAAAAAAGGAUAUAUGUAGCGUAUGUGGAAAAAAUCCAACGAUUACACACCUUGUGGAUCAAGAGCAUUUUUGUGGUUCAGUUUAUACUGAUAAGGCAUUAUCUCUAUCCAUCUUACCUGAUGCAAAAAGAAUUACUGUUGAGGAAUAUGCCAACUUGCGUUUAUCGAAUAAACCACACUUGUUGAUUGACGUUAGGCCUAAAGUGGAGUUUGAUAUAUGUUCACUUCCAGACUCAAUCAAUAUACCUAUCAAUGAUAUUUUGCACAAUAGAUAUGAAGGUGAACAUAAGAAAGAUAUACUUUAUGGCUACAAUGAUGUGUACAUUGUUUGCAGAAGAGGAAACGAUUCUCAGAAAGCUGUACUCUACUUUCUUACUGAGCGUGAAAAGUACAUCAAAACUGAAUGCGAAAAUAUUAAGGAUAUAAAAGGUGGUUUUUUAAGUUGGAGCAAACAAAUUGACAAGAAUUUUCCAAAUUAUUAAAGUUUUUGUUUUAAACUACAAAGUUUGUAUAAAUAUAGUUCGUAAUAAAUUUGUAUCAGUACUGA